Glycine soja is the source of this 3700-nucleotide messenger RNA. RefSeq lists its product as uncharacterized. NCBI's taxonomy places the organism in Eukaryota, Viridiplantae, Streptophyta, Magnoliopsida, Fabales, Fabaceae. The transcript is spliced from 2 exons. The record is from RefSeq and is a predicted model, not a curated record. Bases 331 to 3534 code for a protein of 1067 amino acids.
UGUAAAAGUUAAUUUGAGGGGCUUCCUUCAAUCAAGCAUCCCUUCCAUCAAAAUUUCUCUAUUCACUUCACUCCACACUCUCAAUUUUUGGCUUCCCGCUUUCUUCUCUCUCUCUUUACAACAGGGAGGGAGUGUGUGUGUACGCCCAACCCUUUCAAACACAACACCCUACCCUCUGCUUCGUUCCCAUGUCGUAGUCGCCGUGCAAGUGAAAAUGUUGCACUGCCUUUGGGUGGUGGACUUCUGAAUAGGCAGGAGUUGUUUCCCUGUCUAUGUAUUGUCACGAGAUUGAGAGAUCUGCUGUGAUUAGGUUUUGAUUUCAACUCACUGAUGGAGUGCAACAAGGAUGAGGCUAUAAGGGCUAGGCAGAUUGCUGAAAAUAAGAUGCAAGCUGGUGACUUUGAAGGGGGGCUGAAAUUUGCUACGAAAGCCCAAAGGCUGUUUCCUGAGAUUCAGAACAUUCUUCAGAUCCUUGCUGUUUGUGAGGUUCACUGUGCUGCACAGAAGAAACACUCUGGGUCUGACAUGGACUGGUAUGGAAUUCUUAAGAUUGAAAAGUCCGCCGAUGAAGCAACCAUAAAGAAACAGUAUAGGAAGCUUGCACUGCUACUUCAUCCUGACAAAAAUAAAUCUGAUGGUGCAGAGGCUGCUUUCAAGUUGAUUGGUGAAGCUAACAGAGUGUUGAGUGACCAAACAAAGCGUGCUUUGUAUGACUUAAAGUUUGGAGUUCCUGUGGGAAAUACAGCAGCUAAGGUUCCACCUCGUCACCCAAAUGGAAAUGCUUCCGGGAUGGGAUGUGAUGGCACUGCAAGAAAUUAUCAGAACAGUUUUUCUUCACAAUACCAAGCUUGGAAUUCAUAUCAUCGGACUGAUAAUCAGACAUUCUGGACAUGUUGCCCUCAUUGUAAUACUAGAUAUCAAUAUGUCAUAACCAUUUUAAAUCAUACCAUACGCUGUCAACAUUGUUCUAAAUCCUUUACAGCUCAUGAUAUGGGGAACCACAACGUGUCACCAGGAUAUUGGUCACCAUUUAAUAACCAGAAAGAGCCUCCAAAACAUGCAUCGUCAAAAGAAGCUUCAAAAAGCAAUGGUGGAAAGUCUUCUGGUAGAGAACAGGAGGGUGUAUCCAUGUCAAAAUGCUCUGCUGGUAUUGGUACCCAUUCUAAAGUUGCAAAGAGAAGAGAUAGUCAUGCGGCUGCAGGAGUGACAAAGGCUGGUGUUGGGAUGUCCAAUCCCACUAAUACCAAAGCCAAGGAAUCGCAAGCCUCAACAAAGGUUGGACAUAAGAGAGCAAGGCAGUCAACAUCAGAUGAUGAUAACAAAGCUGCAAAUGGUAAAGGCGUGAAAGAUGCUAAGGUUCAAAAAAAUAGGGUUGAUCCUAAUAGGAGAUCUUCAAGGAAAAAACAGCAUGUUUCAUACACAGAAAAUGAUAAAGAUGGUGAUUUUGGGAAUUCUUCCAAAAGGCCAAGGCACCAUGAAUCCAGUAACAACAAUCCAGCCUCUUUUACUGACGGUGUGGGUGGUCAGAAUGGAAAGAUAAGAAAUAAAGCAAGUGCACCGCCUGAAGAAACUGUUUUAAGGAAUAAGACCAAAGUUGAGCAGACAAAUGUGCUAAGAAAGGAGGCAUCCAACUCAGAUCUUAAUGAUAGAAAGUCAAAAGCUGACAAUUGUUCUCCACUGAAGUCAAAUUUACCUCCCAGUUCAGAGAUUUGCUGUCCUGAUCCAGACUUCAGUGAUUUUGAGAGAGAUAAGGCAGAGGGUUGUUUUGCUGUUAAUCAAUUAUGGGCCAUUUUUGAUAAUACUGAUAGUAUGCCAAGAUUCUAUGCUCUCGUCAAGAAAGUGUACUUCCCUUUCAAGUUGCGGAUUACUUGGCUGGAACCUGACUCAGAUGACCAAGGUGAGAUUGACUGGCAUGAAGCAGGCUUGCCUGUUGCUUGUGGUAAGUUCAAACUUGGUCAGUCUCAGAGAACUUCAGACCGCUUUAUGUUCUCUCAUCAGGUGCAUUGCAUAAAAGGAAGUGACAGUGGUACUUAUCUGGUAUAUCCAAAGAAGGGAGAAACUUGGGCAAUUUUCAGACAUUGGGAUCUUGGAUGGAGUUCUGAUCCAGAAAAGCAUUCGGAGUAUCAAUUUGAAUAUGUGGAAGUUCUAUCUGAUUUUGAUGAAAAUGCCGGCAUUAAAGUUGCUUAUCUUAGCAAACUGAAAGGGUUUGUUAGUCUCUUCCAGCGAACUGUGCUAAACAGAAUUAGCUUAUUUUGUAUUUUACCUAAUGAGCUUUAUAAGUUCUCUCACCGGAUUCCUUCAUAUAAGAUGACAGGUGCUGAAAGGCAAGAUGUUCCAAGAGGAUCUUUUGAACUUGAUCCUGCUGGUCUGCCUAAUAGUCUUUCUGAAGUUGGUGAUCCUGGUGUUGUGAAGAUGGAUGGAGUCAAUUGUUCGCACCAUGAAUACUCGAAGUGUAAAGUUGAAGAGGCAAUGUCUAAUGAUAGUAUUCACAAAGCAAAGUUGCGAGAGAGUAUUGGUUCUGAAAGAGUAGCACAAAUCCUCAGAAGAUCACCAAGGUCAAGUCAAAAAAGUAUGGACAAUGGUCAAGCAAACACUAGUCAAUAUACAGUCAGAAAGGAUGACAUAAACAUUGGCCACAGGGAUGACAGUCCACCAGAGGGAAACACUGCUGCAUUUCAGACUAUUAAGAGGAAGGUCAAGACACCUCAGAAACAUGAGAAAAAUAAUUAUGAAGGAGAGGCAUUGAAAGCCCGAAAGUCACCUAGAGAUUUAAGCAAGAAAAAUGCUCAAGGAGAUGCAGGUGAAUGGACAGCAGGCAAGAAGACUGAUAACCAUUCAAGCAACAGCAAAAAUGUGAAGGUCAGCAAUAUUCCUCAGUCAGUGGGAGCAUCAUGUUAUGGCUUUAAGAAGGAAAAAUCUGAAGAGAUGUUUCAGUGUGGCCAGAUAUGGGCAAUAUAUGGUGAUAGGGAUCAUAUGCCUGAUACUUAUGCUCAAAUUAGGAUGAUUGAAUGCACUCCUAAUUUUAGAUUGCAGGUGUACAUGCUUGAACCCUGCCCACCACCAAAUGACUUAAAAAGAACAAUAUCUUGUGGCACCUUUUCAGUUAAAGAAGCCAAAUUACGGAUGCUUUCUCUCUCUGCAUUCUCUCAUCAAUUAAAAGCUGAACUUGUGGCAAAUAAUAGAUAUGAAAUUUAUCCUAGAAAAUGUGAGAUUUGGGCUCUAUACAAGGACCAGAACUAUGAACUGACUUCUUCAAAUCAGGGCAGAGGUGAAUGUCAUAUAGUAGAAGUAUUAGCUGAUAGUUACCAGAGUAUCCAAGUUGUUGUUCUAGUGCCGCAUGGCAACUCUGGGACAAUUUUCAAGGCUCCUAGAAUCCAGAGAUCUAAAACUGGUGUAAUUGAAAUAUUAAGAAAAGAGGUUGGCAGAUUUUCACAUCAGAUUCCUGCUUUUCAGCACAGCGACAAUGUUCAUCUCAGAGGGUGUUGGGAGCUUGAUCCUUCAUCAGUUCCUGGUUCUUUCAUACCAAUAGACUGAAGUAUAGCAUUUUUAGACCCCCUUGUCCUCUUAGUUCGUGGUAGUGAACCUAUGUUUUCUUAUAUGAUUUAACCAGCUAUUCUGUGAAGCAGCAAUGUAUGGAAAUAUGUUCAAGAGAUUUCCUCAAUCAUUCUAUGUUUCUUGAUCAGUUAUCACAUUCUGGCUA